ACCACCAUAGAGAAUUUCUCAAUCCCCUCAAAAUUUUUAUUCUUUCAAUGCAAUUUUCUUGUGCCUCUUUUUCCCCACUCCCCCAUUUCAUGCUUGUUGAAUUCUGUGGCCUAUGAGGACCCUACCAAUUCCUUGAUGGAAGGGGCUAUCCAUAUUCUCCAUUAAGGGUCUCAAGAGUUUGAGGUGAGGGAGGGAGAGAUUGUGGUGUGACAUGCCGGGGCUGGGCGUUUUCAGGCUCGGGAGGUGCUUCGACGGGUGCGUCGAGCACGGUGGAGCGUCGGGGUUGGGGACGAGAAUAUGGAAUAUGAGCGACAGGGCGGUCGAGGUGCAGAUAAGGGUAGGAUCAAUAUUGAAAAAGGUGCAUAGUUUGAAGCCAGGAUGCUCAAAGAGGUUGAAAUGCAAGAGCAUUUACAAAGCAUACAUGCCGGGAACAGGGAGGAGUAUGAAGAGCUUGCUUUAUUACUACGAUCAAGCUUCUCAACCUUAUGUUUGGAUACAUGAAACCGGGGGUGAUUCCAUCAGAAUGGUGAAGCAGCAGUACAUUAGUCUUGAGGAUCUAAGGGAGUUUUCCGAGAUCAGAAUCUUUCGAGAUCAUCAGCGUGGCUGCGUAUCCAUUCGCAAGAAACCGAGGCCCGAUUUUUGCUGAUUCUUACCCUCAAUGUCUUCUCUGCUUCUUCCCUUUCAAGCAACUUAGAUCACAUUGUGGUGUGUUUUUCUUCAACACAUAGAAUAAGUACUGUUGCUGUUUUUUUGCAUUGUUUUUCUUUUGCCUUCUGUGUGAUAAUGUAAGUCUCUGUAACUCGGAAACCGUUUGUAUUGGAAAUUUUCCUGUUCUCGAGAAAAUUUUAAGCUCGAUUGGUGACGACUUUCUUUUGAA
This is a messenger RNA of Momordica charantia (bitter melon), 877 nucleotides long. Its product is annotated as RING zinc finger protein. The record is from RefSeq and is a predicted model, not a curated record. Lineage: Eukaryota; Viridiplantae; Streptophyta; Magnoliopsida; Cucurbitales; Cucurbitaceae.